Messenger RNA from Myotis davidii, 3281 nucleotides. It is a transcript of the gene BICRAL, whose product is annotated as GLTSCR1 like. The record is from RefSeq and is a predicted model, not a curated record. Lineage: Eukaryota; Metazoa; Chordata; Mammalia; Chiroptera; Vespertilionidae. The transcript is spliced from 12 exons. The coding region runs from base 52 to 2916 and encodes 954 amino acids. Gene Ontology annotation, biological process: positive regulation of DNA-templated transcription. Gene Ontology annotation, cellular component: SWI/SNF complex.
CGAUGGCGCAGAAACCCCGUUGACAAGGCACUGCUUUUUCAUGACGUUGUCAUGGAUGAUGAUGACGACUCGUGUCUCCUUGAUCUUAUUGGAGACCCACAAGCACUGAACUAUUUUCUGCAUGGACCUAGUAAUAAAUCUAGCAAUGAUGACUUGACUAAUGCAGGAUAUUCUGCAGCCAAUUCAAAUUCAAUUUUCGCCAACUCUAGUAAUGCUGAUCCUAAGUCAUCCCUCAAAGCUGUGAGCAACCAGCUUGGAGAAGGGCCCAGUGAUGGACUGCCACUUUCCAACAGCCUUCAGUUUCUUGAAGAUGAACUUGAGUCUUCUCCUCUUCCUGAUCUCAGUGAGGACCAACCUUUCGACAUCCUUCAGAAAUCCUUGCAGGAGGCCAACAUCACUGAGCAGACGCUGGCAGAAGAGGCAUAUUUGGAUGCCAGUAUAGGUUCAAGCCAGCAGUUUGCACAAGCUCAGCUUCAUCCUUCUUCAUCAGCAUCCUAUACUCAGGCUUCUAAUGUUUCUAAUUACUCAGGUCAGACGCUGCAGCCUAUAGGGGUGACUCACGUGCCUGUUGGAGCAUCGUUUGCAAGCAAUACAGUGGGUGUGCAACAUGGAUUUAUGCAACACGUGGGGAUCAGCGUGCCCAGCCAGCAUUUGUCUAAUAGCGGUCAGCUGAGUGGUUCUGGUCAGAUACAGUUAAUUGGGUCAUUUGGUAAUCAACCUUCCAUGAUGACUAUUAACAACCUAGAUGGAUCUCAAAUCAUAUUAAAGGGCAGCGGGCAGCAAGCCCCAUCCAAUGUGAGUGGAGGACUUCUGGUACAUAGACAGACGCCCAAUGGCAACUCCUUGUUUGGGAACUCGAGUUCCAGUCCAGUAGCACAGCCUGUUACUGUUCCGUUUAACAGCACAAAUUUUCAAACAUCUUUACCUGUGCAUAACAUCAUCAUACAAAGGGGUCUCGCACCAAAUUCCAACAAAGUCCCAAUAAACAUCCAGCCAAAGCCCAUCCAGAUGGGCCAGCAAAAUACGUACAAUGUGAACAAUCUGGGAAUACAGCAGCAUCACGUGCAGCAAGGGAUCUCUUUUGCCUCUGCGAGCUCCCCCCAGGGUUCAGUCGUUGGGCCGCACAUGUCUGUGAACAUCGUCAACCAACAGAACACAAGGAAACCAGUCACCUCACAGCCAGUGAGCAGCGCUGCGGGCAGUAUCGUCAUUCACUCUCCCAUGGGCCAGUCUCACACCCCCCAAAGUCAGUUCCUCGUACCUACAAGCCUUUCCGUCAGCUCCAACUCGGUCCAUCACGUCCAGACCAUAAAUGGGCAACUUGUUCAGACCCAAUCUUCUCAGCUCAUUUCUGGCCAAGCGGCCUCAGAGCAUGUCAUGUUGAACAGAAACUCUUCCAACAUGCUCAGGACCAACCAGCCGUAUUCCGGGCCGAUGCUGAACAACCAGAACACUGUCCAGCUGGUGUCUGGGCAGACGUUUGCUGCCUCUGGAAGUCCAGUGAUAGUCAAUCAUGCCUCCCCUCAGAUUGUUGGUGGACAGAUGCCCUUGCAACAGGCAUCACCAACGGUCUUACACCUGUCGCCUGGGCAGGGCGGCGUCUCCCAGGGAAGACCCGGCUUCUCCACCAUGCCCUCAGUGACAAGCAUGUCAGGACCUAGUCGGUUCCCUGUUAGCUCGUCCAGCACUGUCCAUCCUAGUCUUGGGUCUGCGGUUCAGUCGGGUGCGUCAGGAUCAAACUUUACAGGAGACCAGCUGACCCAGCCAAACAGGACUCCAGUACCGGUCAGUGUGUCUCAUCGUCUUCCAGCUGCUGCUUCCAAACCUACCAGCACCUUCAGUAACGCACCGGGAGCAGGAACCCAGCAACAGUUCUUCUGUCAGGCUCAGAAGAAAUGUUUGAAUCAGACUUGCCCCAUUUCUGCUUCCAAGACCCCCGAUGGCCUGAGGCAAGCACAGAUUCCUGGCCUCCUGGGCACCGCACUGCCAGGGCAGGAUUCUGGAGGCAAAGUUAUAUCCGCAUCCGUAGGAACCGCACAACCUCAGCAGGACAUCGUGGGAUGCUCUCCUGGCCAGCCGGCUGUGCAGGUGGAUGGUCAUUCGGGAGGACAGAAGAGGCCUGCCGCAAAACAGCUAACUAAAGGGGCUUUCAUCCUCCAGCAGCUGCAGAGGGACCAAGCCCACGCCGUGACGCCCGAUAAAAGUCAGUUCCGGUCUCUUGGUGACGCGGUGCAGAGGCUGCUCUCCUACCACGUGUGCCAGGGCUCCAUGCCCACGGAGGAGGACUUGAGGAAAGUCGACAAUGAAUUUGAAACAGUUGCCACUCAGCUCCUAAAAAGGACCCAAGCUAUGCUUAACAAGUACAGAUGCCUGCUCCUGGAGGAUGCCAUGCGGAUUAAUCCCUCGGCUGAGAUGGUGAUGAUCGACAGAAUGUUCAACCAGGAGGAGAGGGCGUCCCUGUCCCGGGACAAGCGGCUGGCACUUGUGGACCCUGGUAAGUCAUGUGGGUGGAAAGCCGCCGUCGGGUAUCAGGCACCUCCAUCCUGGUCCCUCCCUGUGAAGUGCAGAGAAUCCGCUCGGUGUCCGGACUCGAGCAUCCUCGGCGACUCUCGCUUGGAGAUGACGUGUAGCAACUCCUUCCCGGACAAACCUCGCAGGAAUUCGCCCCCGAGCGACGUUUUACACACAGACAUCAUGAAGGGGUCGGGCGAGCCGCAGCCGGACCUCCAGCUGACCAGGAGCCUGGAGACCACGUUCAGGAACAUCCUGGAGCUCAAGAAGGCGGGGCGGCCGGCCCCCAGCGACCCCGCCUCGCAGGACGGCUGCCUGGAGAAGUUCGCCCCGGACCCCAGCCAAGGCGCCGUGGAAACGGACUCCGUUUUAGAAGCCGCUGUAAAUAGCAUCCUCGAGUGUUAAUCGCCGCGCCCGCCCGCCGCCCGCUCCAGUCUCUCCUGCAAAAGCGAACGGACGGCCGGGCUCCAGCCCGGGCCCAUCACCGUCCCCUGCUCUCGCCCUGUCCUUCCUCAGAGCAAUACUCGCCGUGGGUCCGGGGGACCCGCCGGGGAACCGGUCCUUGUUGGCAAGCAGUCUGAUAGGCCUACACAUUGCAAGUGUUCUGAACGCGCUUUUAGUCAGUUUUUUGUUUACUUGUUUUAUUUUCUUAAAAAUACUGUGUAACUCAAUGCGAUCAUAGGACCCCUGGCCCUGGGUAAAAAGAAAAAAAUCCUGACAAUCAUAAGUCAUUUGAAAAGAACAGACUUAUUAAAGAAAAUCAAACAGGA